AAAAAUCAUGGAUGCCACAACGAGAAUUGGUCAGAUAUUCGAUGCUUGCGAUUUGGAUGGUUCUGGCUAUAUUGACGAAAAGGAAUUAAGUAGUAUUUGUCAGAACCUAACAAGAGAUGAAGUAAGCGAUGUUUUCAAAGAAUUGGAUAAGGAUGGAGAUGGGAAAAUAUCCAUAUCCGAGUUUCAGCAGAGCUUUUUCGACUUGAAUGAAGCCCUUGAAAAAAGAAAGGGAUUAAAUACAGCAGCACAGUGUUCAAAAAAUGAUCUGGAUACUGACGAUUUCAUGGAGAACUUGGAUGAAAGUUUUUCCACGCUAACAUGUCAAGAUCAAGUUUGCGAUAUGUAUCAAAAGUUGCAUGAAGCGCAACUUCCAGAACUUUUGAGAGAGUUUGAGGAAAUUGUUCUUUCUUUUAUAAAAGAUAUCAGUCAGAGUCGUGGCGAAAAUGAGAGGUUGGAAAGAUCUUUUAAGCAGGAGAAAGAUGCCCAUUCACAACAUCUGCGGCAAUUAGAGGAUGAUAUUGAAAAUCAAGUUUCUAAGGCAGAGAGUAGGAUAAUUUCGAAUGAGCAUUUAAAGCAUGAACAAGAGAAGGAGUUAUUAAAAACUACACUGGAGAGCGAAAUCACUGAGUUACAAGCAAAUGUCAAACGCUUACAGAGAAUUGAAGAGCAAUGGAAAAAGGAGAAGGAUAAUGGCGAUUUCAAAUCACAAAUGGAAGAUUUAAAAAGUGAAAACAGAUUUUUGAAAAAUAAUCUCACUGAUUGCCAAACAAAAUUGGCUCUAUUGAGGUCAGAAAUGACCCAAAUAAAGCAAAAAUACGAAGAAAAGUGCUAUGAAUUAGAGAGUGAAAGGGACUCAGUAAUGGAGUACAUCAAGGAGCAGGAAAAUCUCACAAGACAAAUUCACCUCCUGCAUGACGCCAAUAAAAAGCUACAUGACGUCAAUGAUGAUUUAAGGAGCACUUUGGAGAGAAAUAGGACACACCGCCCAAGUGCACGCCGCGUAUCGGCCAGAAAAGGUUCCCACGUCAGCGAUUAUUUUCCUCCGCCUCUCAUUCCUUUAGCUGUAACUGACAAAGUAGUUAAACAAAUUGAAAAUAAUGCUGCUAUUCCUCAACAACAAGCACAACUACAACUACAACAGAUGCAACAAAACUGUGGUAAUAGUCCAUGUAAUGAGAGUAUCGAUGCGGAAGGUCCAGAUGAUCUGGAUAGCGGUCAUUCGACUCUCCGAGACGUUGUUGAUAUAGAAUCAGAAAGUGAAGCUGUUAGCAUACAAUCGGAAGUGGCACCAGUUGAAAUGCCUUUAGAAAGGACAGCUGAGGAAGUAGAAGAACUAAAAGAAACAGCAGUAGAAAGUGUUACACCUCCCGCAAAUGUUACUACCUCGUCAAGGGCAGUAAACUCCCUAAAGCGUCUAGUAAAAUCUUCAUCAUCUGCUCAACCGGAAAGAAUGUAUCGAAUAAUCUUAGCCGGUGACGCCGCUGUGGGAAAAAGCAGCUUCAUUAUGAGACUAUGUAAAAAUAAAUUUGUCAACAAUCUUAGUUCGACUUUAGGGGUCGAUUUUCAAACAAAAGUCAUUGAAGUAGAUGAUAAGUUAGUUGUUUUACAACUAUGGGACACAGCGGGUCAGGAAAGAUUCCGAAGUGUAGCAAAAUCAUAUUUCAGAAGAGCAGAUGGCGUUUUACUUCUCUAUGAUUGUACAUUCGAAAACUCUUUCCUAAGCGUAAGAGAAUGGGCAAAUAUAAUUGAAGAAGUUCACAAAAUGCCUACAAUGCUGUGUUCAAACAAAUCUGAUGUCAAACAAAUGAACAAAUUAUCAGUAACUCCGGAAGAUGGUAGGAAAUUAGCAAAGGAGAUAGAAGCAUCAUUUAUGGAAACUAGUGCAAAAACAGGCGCAAAUGUUUUAGAAGCUGUCACUGAAUUAUCAAGGAUAUUAUGUGCAAACGAAGAUUUACAAGUAAAAAAUGCAGGUAUGCAACUUGGUGAAGUUAAAGACCAAAAGAAAAAUUGUUGCUCAUUCUAACAAUAAGAACAACAGUAGAAAAGAAAGAGGCAUUAAAAAAAACUAUUUUUAAAAAUUGAAAACUUGAAUGCGAAGAAGAAGAUAAAGAUAACUUGACAAAAAAUGAUAUCACAAGUCCGUACCGAAAAAAUAUUAUCUUUUGUUUAUUUAUUUUAAAAAUUGAUAACUUUAAUAUUCUCUUUCUAUAUUGUUUUUAUUUGUCUAUAAUUCUCUUAUUUCAUUUUUUGUUAAGAAAAGUAAAGAAAGCAAAAACAACAACAACAACAACAAAACAACAACUUUUUAAAUGUUAUUUACAACAGAAAUAAACUCUUUUUAUUGUUGUCUUCUAAAGUACACGUGUUUUUCCUGUACAUUUUCAUUUUUAGCAUUUUUCUUCUCUUUUUUUAUAUAGACCGUUUAAUCUUAUAUCAACGUUUUUUGUCUGCAAAUAUGUGAGAAAUUAAUAUGUGCCAUUUAUAAAUAUACAUAUAUAUAUAUAUAAUAAACUUUUAAUUUCUAACAGUUUUCCUGUCAUUAAGCUUGUAUUUGGAGAUUAUCUUCUUAAUACUUGAGACUGAUAUGCUUAUAGGCAAUUCAGCAUUUUGUAAAAUUUGUCUAGCAGUCCAAUUUUGAUUUAAUCUAUAUGUUUCAAUAAUCUGUAACUCCAUUUUCCUUGUAAUUUGCUUUGGUCUACCAAUCCUCGGCAAAUCCUUUACUGUUCUAAACUUCGCAAAUUUGUUCUUUAAGUUCUGAACAGUAGCUGGACUACAUUUAAAAAUUUUUGCGACUUUUCUGACACUUGCAUCAGACCUUGAAAAAUGGUUUACUAUUUUUAUCUAACACUUUCCGGUAAACGACCCAUAAUAUCAAAAAAAACAAAAAAAUCUUGAAUUUUCAAAUUCUUCCUCAAAGAUACGAAAACAAAAAGACAAUUUUGGAUAGGCCAAUUAUGUUUAGGUAAUACAAUUUGUUAGGCCACAACAAGGGUGUAACAGUUUAUUUAAAAGCUGACAAAAUUGACAGUUUCGUUAAAAAUAAAAGGGAAAUUAUACUGAGAAUAACAACUUAAAUACUAUGCUAAUUUUUUGUAAGGACUGUAUAACUAUAGAUAAUAGAUUAAAAGACUUAAUAAACAAAUAUUCAAUUAUUAUAUUCUCAUUGCCGCUAGAUGACGCCAUAUAAGCUAAUCUUUCUAGAUGCUCCCUCUUGUUUCAGGAUUACAGUAUAUGAACUUUAUGCCAUUUUACCUUUCGAUAAAUAAUUAGUGUGUUUUUGUUAAAUUUGAAAACUACAAUAACUGGAAGUGAAAUUUCAUGAAAUUAAAAUUACUGCCAAAUUAGACUUUACUAAUUGAAUAUUUAAUAUUCGUACAACGAAUAUACUGUAGGCGUAUAUAGUGUAUAGUUUGUAUUUUCUUAUCACGUCGUACAUAAAGAGAAAAGGAGAUAGAUAAUACUGUUUAAGUAAUUAAUUUUAAUUAAGUUAGGGAAAAUAGAAGAAGAAGGGAAAGUGAAGAUAAUUUUUAUCUUUUUAAAGUAAACUCUUCUAAACUAGUUAAUUAAUUUCAUUCUUUCCUAGAAAACUAGAGGGUAGAGAGUUAUCCGUAAAAUUUGAACGGGAAAUAAUAAAUGGGUCAGUUGAGUUUACGAAAGAAUUUC
Molecule: messenger RNA, 3663 nt
Organism: Dimorphilus gyrociliatus
Lineage: Eukaryota; Metazoa; Annelida; Polychaeta; Dinophilidae
Source: the annotation of a GenBank genome assembly